AGUUGUCCAUUUCUUGGCUGUGCCGCUCCAGAUGCUGGGUCAUAACAAGUAGGGCAAGUAGUAGUUUUCUUCCCUUACUUUUUAUAUUGGACUCUCCAAAGCUUUUUACAGCAUAUUUAAAUAAGGUGGAGUUGUUUGUUGUUUCAUACCAAAAAUACAAAUUUGUACAAAACAUUUUCAUGCAGUUGUUCUUCCCUUUUGUAUAGCAGAACUAUAAAGGUCUUCGUUGUGUACAUAUUGUAAAUGUCAACAAGCCUUUCUAGGUUUUAAAUCUAGAUCUAAAUGUUACUGAGUUUUAAUUUUGGAAGGAACAGUAUCAUUUUAGAAGUAAAGUCUGCUCCCAACAUAGCUAUUCUGAAGUUCUUUGCUGCAUUCUUAACCUUAAAGUUUUAAUGUCAUAAUGUUUAGAAUAUGUCACAAAAUUAUUUUUCUUUAAGGUUGCUUUCAGUGCACAGGAUGAUAUGCAGAAGCACAUUCUGCAUACUUUUCUGCAUCUUCUCUCUAUGUCAUUAUGGGGUUCCCUUAAAGUGGCAUGGAAAGGAACUUUCAAGAAGUAACAAUUAUACAGAAGAACUUUCUGUGAGUGGUAAAGACUUGAAAAGAUGCGAGAACCACAGAAAUGUGUGUGUCGUGGAUACAAAAGUCUGUGCUUCUAUACCAUCACAUGGGCAGGACAGGUUUUUGAACACAUCAUGCCGUUAUCAUGUGCUACAGAGAUCCUUUGCCUGCAAAUGGAUUUAUUUAAAUAAUGUCAAAGCAACAGGGAACUCAUUCAUUUUCAGUCAACGUGAAGACUUCAAACAUUGUCCUACCAUUUUUACCCCACUCGCUGCCUUUAAUAUGAAUAUAAUAUCAAAGGAUAUCGUCAACAAAGUAGAGUUAAUCUCAGAAGCCUACACAGUAUCCAUCACAGCAAUAACCCAAGCUCCAUGUCCUGUUAUCACAUCAGUGAAUGCAACGGUAACAUCACUAAAUGUAACAUGGAACAAAGGUCACAGGCACAGCACAAAAUGUCAAAUCCGUUACAAAUGCUCCACUACAGAACAAUGGACAGUGGAUUCAUUGACUAUCUCUGAGAUGGACAAAUUAGAGAUUUCACAUGUAAUUGAUGGCCUGCAGCCUUUUAGCCAGUACACCCUUACUGUUGCCUGUAGUGGGGAUUAUGGGCUUUGGAGUGACUGGAGUGAAGAAUUUCAAGCUAUGACAUUAGAGGCUGUUCCCACUGCACCACCUUAUGUCAGUUUUUAUGUUGAGAAUUCUGGCAAAAGAUCCAAGCCUCAAAAGCUGAUACUUAUCUGGAGGGAGUUGGAGAUAAAGGAGGCCAGAGGAGUCAUUCUUGGAUAUAAUGUGACCUACACACCUACCAUGCAGCCAGGUUUGAAGAGAACAAUUCAUACUAAGGAUCAGAAAGCCAUCUUAGAGGUAACUGCAGAUGACUAUGACCUGACAGUAAUCGCCUAUAACACUGCUGGACAGUCUCCCUCAACUAAUCUUCGAGUCAAUGCUGGUGUUUUUCAAAGUCUGCCCAAGGUAAAAGGACUCUGGGCCAGCAGUGAAGCAGUUUCACUGAGGAUUAGAUGGGAGACAUCAGCUGUGAAUGUUAGCGAGUUUGCCAUUGAGUGGUUCUCUAUUGGUGGUGAUUUCUCUAAACAAUGGAAAAGACUAAAUGGCUCAACAUUUUCAACUAUUCUGACAGGUCACAUCGAGCCCCUAAAGAAAUACAGCAUCAGUGUGUAUUCUCUUUAUGGAACUCUGUGUGCACCCCCAGAAACGAUUCAGGCCAGUCUAGAGUAUGGCACCCUUUUAGACAUUAUUCAGCUGCAGCCUGUAAACGUGACAAAAACAUCCAUGACAGUCCAGUGGGUGUGGAAAGAACAAUCCUCAACCACAAAUGUUCUUCAGUACAGACUUGUGUUAAGUGGUGCCCAUGAAACAAGCUCAUUAGUGGUUUUCCCACAUCAGUGGCAGCACUCUUUCCACAACCUACAGACAAACGCCAAGUACACUGUAUCUAUUUAUGGAGAGACUACAUCUGGUAACUUUUUAAAGGCAAAUACUGAAUUUACAACACUUCGUCUUGAAAGUGAUGAAAUAAUACAAGCUGCAGUUCCAAUAGUACUUCUUAUUGUUGUAUUCGGUAUUUUCUCAGUUCUCUCAAGAACUGUCUAUAAGGACUACUUUUUCCCCAACAUCGCUAACCCUGGGCAUAGUCUUAUUGGACACUGGCUGCUAAAUCCUCCAUAUGAGAGGGAGGCUGCGGUGAAUGUGCUAAAACUGGAGGAUUUCUCUGUGACCAAUCAACUCAAUGAAAAGAGUCGCAUUCACAUAGAGCCCCAAAUGUCCUUAGACAGAGAGGGUUUUGAUGAAGACAUGGCUCUGUCAAAGAUGUCCCUUCCUGAUAACUACCCAAUAGAAAAUUCUGACAAUUUGGAGAAUUCUAUGACUUCACCUGGUUUUACUGAGUAUGUUGACCUACCUUUGUUUCAUGCUAAUUUUGAUUAUGUUGAAAACUGUGAGAUACAGCUGUGCUAGCUAACAUUUUUCAAACUGAGACAACAGUGAUCAUAACAGAAAUAGGCAAGAAGAGUAAACAGCAGUUCAGAAACUUUUUUUUUUUAAUUUACUCAAUAUUAUUUACUCAAUAUUUACUGUAUAUAGCACCCCAUAUAUGUUUUAAUUUCACACUGAUUCCUGUUUAUGUAAUAUGUAUAAUAUCCAUUUGAGGUCAGACAUCAUUGCUAAUAUGUUAAUAUACUGCAUGAAUGUAUUAUUUUAUUGCAACUUUACUUGCUUUUAAUGCAGUUACCUUGUGCAUGUAAUGAAUAAAAUGCAACUGGGCACAUAACCAGUGAUUAUUAUUUAUUAAAGAAUGACACAUCAUACAUUUUAUUUGUUUUAUAUUUACAUUUAAUGUUGUGGAACUUCUUGAAACAAGUUAUAAACUUGUGCUCAAGUUAUAAACUUAUGCAUGUUAUAGUAAAACAAUCAGUGACAUGGUGGUUUGAUGUACCUGGAGUGUGCAUCAGUACAUCCCAAAGUGUUUUAUUCCUGUUACCACAAGCAUAUACCACAGCAAAUUACCAACUAUAAAACUAACAAACAGCAUACUGUUCUGUUUACCCAUUUAUAGAUAAUGUUAUAUAGAAUAUAGAUAAUGGGACAUUGAUACCUACUGUUAAUACUUAUGUUAUAACAGCUAGAAAUGGUCACUCUCCUUACAGAAAAUAUUUCUUUGCUAAAUAACAAAAAAGUUACUAGAAAUGACUAUGUAUUAAUGAUUUAUACCACAGUGCUGUUGAGUUCUUAGAUCUGGAUGGUCAGAAAGUAUAGAUUAAUUUUCUACAACAGCAUGGCUCUGAGCACAAGUUUAUAACUUGUUUCAUGAAGUUCCACAACAUUAAAUGUAAAUAUAAAACAAAUAAAAUGUAUGAUGUGUCAUUCUUUAAUAAAUAAUAAUCACUGGUUAUGUGCUGUUAUAGGAUAACAACCAACUCCAGGGUGGUAGAACAUCUGCUUCACAUAAGGCUACAUCAGACCAUCCUGAUAACAGCACACACUGUCAUGUUUUAUUCCACACUUAAACGUUUAUGUUGUAUGUGUAAUCAAAUAAACACAAUAUUUUCAACUUC
Molecule: messenger RNA, 3629 nt
Organism: Pangasianodon hypophthalmus (striped catfish)
Lineage: Eukaryota; Metazoa; Chordata; Actinopteri; Siluriformes; Pangasiidae
Product: interleukin-31 receptor subunit alpha
Exons: 16
Coding region: 412-2532 (706 amino acids)
Molecular function (GO): acid phosphatase activity; metal ion binding; protein binding
Source: RefSeq, a predicted model, not a curated record